Messenger RNA from Pocillopora verrucosa, 1261 nucleotides. The record is from RefSeq and is a predicted model, not a curated record. Lineage: Eukaryota; Metazoa; Cnidaria; Anthozoa; Scleractinia; Pocilloporidae.
GACGGACGUUACUUUACGAGCUCCGCUAAUCUUAAUCAAGUUUGGAUAAUUUUUCGUUUCGUUUUGGAUAAUUUUUCGUUUCUUUUUUCACGAUCGUUUUUCUUUUUUUGCUUUCUGAGAGAUUCAAGAAUGCCCGAGUCUGUUGCUAGCCUUAAGAGAGAGAACAGUAAGCUUAAAGAUCAACUGUCUGUCAUGGCGGAUGAGAUUGCUAAGAUGAAGGUGAUGCUGCUGGAGCAGUCAAAAAAACCUGCAGCGACUAAUGACGAAGUAGAGCAAAGCUUAGAAUUCAUGAGUAAAGAAUAUGAUGACUUUGAGCGAUUCAGGGUCUCUGCUGGUAAAGAACUUGAUCGCUUAGGUGCCAUGCUUGAUGAGAUUGCUGUUGAAGUUAACAGAGUUUCCAGGAGCAUCGAUGAAUUUCAAGAGUACAGUUAUCAAUAUAAUGUUAAGAUUGUUGGUGUCCCUCAAUUGAGUCAAGAUGAAUCCUCGGCUUCUACGAGUGCGCUAUGUGAAUGUUUAUUUAAGGCAAUUGGAUCCGCUGUAUCAAUUCAUGACAUUGACACAGCCCAUCGAGUCCCAACGAGAAGCAAUGACAAUGGCGGCCCGCGGCCAAUCAUUUGCCGAUUUAUUAGACGAUUGUCAAAAGAUGAUGUCAUGAAUCAUAAAAGAAAUGCAAGUAAAGUUGCCCCAUCUGCUGUUGGUUUACCUGACGAUGCCUCCCUUUCCGCUGUUAGAAUUUUUGACCAUUUAACGCCAAGGAUGCAAAAGGUUUUAUUUGAAGCUAAGAGGUUCAAGGAGCAGUUUCACUAUCAGUAUUGCUGGUCGAAGGGAUCGCUUGUUUAUCUUCGUAAAGAUACCACGUCUCGAGCCAUCAAGAUUAAGGAUAUCACGGACCUGCACCGAUUAACGAAUGGACGUGAAGGCUAAGUAUUCAUGUUGAUGUAGAGUUGUUUGUCUGUUUUUAGAUAAUAAGUAUGAGUGUUAGCAAGAAACGUGUUCGUUGUACAAUUAAAUCUACCCUAAGCGAACUUCCAUACGCGAAUGUUGAAAUUAUUAGAGCUCAUGGACAGUUUAAUAACAUUCUCAACAGUGACUUACCGACCAAGAAGUACUUAGACAAACUUCAUAGUAUUUAUGAUUUAGAUUUGUUUCGCUUAAAUACCGAAUCAACAUUAAAUCCCGACAGAAACUUAAGCAUGCAACAAAUUAGAUGUAAAUAUUUCUCACCCUAUAGUUUUUCUAUGUUUAAAGAGUCUUUGUUGGA